This is a messenger RNA of Arachis ipaensis, 1101 nucleotides long. RefSeq lists its product as uncharacterized. The record is from RefSeq and is a predicted model, not a curated record. NCBI's taxonomy places the organism in Eukaryota, Viridiplantae, Streptophyta, Magnoliopsida, Fabales, Fabaceae.
AUGCAGGAGAUGUUUUUAAUAUACAUUGAAAGUUGUGCUCAAAUCUCGUUCAUCGAGUUGUACAUUGAAUUCGAACAAUCUGAGGCCGACCGAAAUAUUUUACGGGAAGACUACAAUAGUGACAGUGAGGAAGAGUUCAAAAGCAAUUACGAAGUUGUUGGUCCAGACGGAGAUGAAGAUCAAGGUGACGGCAGUGUGGCUCCGAAUGUGACAGACGUUGCAAAUGCACUCGCGAACGAAGUGCCAUUUGAGGAGCCAUCUUUCAUGCGAGUUUUGGAUUUGGAAGCCAUGCAUGCUCCGGAGUUUCCGGAAUAUAUGAGUGCAGAAGUUCCUUUUGUCGCAGAUGGUGAAUUUGCCGUGGGGAUGGAAUUCAGUUCCAGGGAAGCUGUUAUUAAGGCGAUGAAGGAGUAUACCCUCCGAAGAUCUGUAGACUACCGUGUGUAUGAGUCGGAGUCGUUGACAUUUUAUGCGAAAUGUACACAGUACGGGUCAGGGUGUGAUUGUCUUAUCAGAGUUAGCAUGAUCAGUAGAAAGUACUGUUGGGUUAUUAGGAGGUACAACGGCAGCCACACUUGUACCAGAGCAACCAUUUCCCAGGAUCAUUCAAAGCUGGAUUCAAAUAUAAUUGCAGAAGCCAUUAAGCCGUUGGUUGAGGCUGGCCCCUCUUUAAAGGUAAAAUCAGUUAUUGCAGAAGUGCAGUCAAAGUUCAACUACACCGUCAGUUAUCGGAAAGCAUGGUUGGCUAAGCAAAAGUCAGUUGAGAAACUAUUUGGAGGUUGGGAAGCAUCCUACGAAGUGUUGCCCAUAUGGUUCGAGGCCAUGUGUCACAAGGAGCCAUCAGCUGUCGUGCAUUUCGAGACUAUGCCAGCAUAUCAAGGGGAUGACUUGGUAAGUAAUAUUCGGGUAUUGCAUCGAGUCCUUUGGAGCUAUUACCCCUGCAUUAGAGCAUUCAGACAUUGUAAGCCAGUUGUCCAGGUGGACGGGACUCACUUGUACGGAAAGUAUAAGGGUUGUUUGUUAGUAGCCGUUUCGCAGGAUGGUAACAACAAUAUCAUCCCGAUUGCAUUUGCUAUUGUUGAGGGAGAGACUUCUGAUGUGUGA